Messenger RNA from Saitoella complicata NRRL Y-17804, 2037 nucleotides. RefSeq lists its product as uncharacterized. Gene Ontology annotation, biological process: regulation of DNA-templated transcription; DNA-templated transcription. Bases 132 to 2000 code for a protein of 622 amino acids. Gene Ontology annotation, molecular function: DNA binding; zinc ion binding; DNA-binding transcription factor activity, RNA polymerase II-specific. The transcript has 2 exons. Lineage: Eukaryota; Fungi; Ascomycota; Saitoellomycetes; Saitoellales; Saitoellaceae. The record is from RefSeq and is a predicted model, not a curated record.
UUCGAAUUCGAUAGAUAGCCGUUGCCGUUUAAAGAGUUUCAAGUCUCUCGAUUGAACCGAUCCGGGAUCUCUCCCGUUCCGACCCACACAACGGCUGUCCUCACACCCAGGCAGGGAAACGCCGACCAAGCAUGGACCACGGCCCCGACAAGAAAAAGGUUGCAAGACUAGCAUGUCUAAACUGUCGCCAACGCAAAGUCAAAUGUUGCGGGACGCAGCCAAUCUGCGAGCGUUGCAAAAGCCAAAACCUCGUUUGUUCAUGGUUACCGUCGCAGAGGGGUGGAGCGCGCGUUCCACGCAAGAAAGACAAGAGUCCCGAGAAUGUACAAGGUGGUGGACGUCCGAGGAUCAGCGAGGAGAGAUCAUCACCCGACGAGUCUUUCGUGUCUUUCAACGAAGACCACGACAUGGGCGUCGACAUGGACUACGACCAAUCCUACGACUACGACCUCGAUGAACAAAUCGCCCUCCUCCAACAAACCUCCCUCAACCCUUCCACAACCUACCUCACCCUUUCUCCCAGCACUUCCACCACCAAAUCACCCGCCUCCUCGACCCCCGGCACCGAACUCAUCCAACUCAACUACGCCGGUGGCGAGGGCCUCCUCCCCCGCGAAUACACCCACCUCAUCGCGACCUACUACGCCCACUUCCACCACAAUCACUCUUUCCUCCUACCUCACCACCUCGUCAUUCCCCGUUUCAGGCGUAGCGGAGGGUUGUUCUGGGGUGUAUUGUGGGUUGGGUCCCAUUUCACCCAUACGCUCUCCCCUUCAUCGCCAUACCCUAAUGGAGAACGCGGGAAUGAAGCGUAUCUCGAGGAUGCAAGGGCUGCGUUGGAGGGGAGGAUGGAUGAGGAGAUGGUUGCUGAGGAUGUACAGGCGUUGGUGUUGUUGGCUGUUGGGUGUUAUGUCAACGCCCGACGUGAGGAGGCGGUUGGAUUUGCCAAGAGGGCAUGUGAGGGAGCGAUUCUGUUAGGGUUGCAUUUGUUGGAUGAUGAGGAAUCGGCAAGCUUUGUACUUGCACAGUCGUCGGUGGAGAAGGAGAGUAUGAGGCGGACGUGGUGGACCGUUUGGUGUGUUGACCGCAUGUUUGCGGCAUUGGGUGGGAAAUCCACUGCGCGGAUUCCGAAGGAUUUGAGGAUUCGGACGAGAUUGCCGACUUCGGAGGAGGAGUACGAGGUUGGUCAAAUGAUCUCCACGGUGGGGUUCUUGGAGGACUUCAAACGAAACAUGUACGUCGCGGAUACCGGAUACGAAUGGAGUCCCUGGGCAUACCUCGUCGCCGCUCUCGAGAAUCUGGAAAACAUUAUCGCAUUCGUUAACGUACCAACUUUCACGCUGGACGAUACGGCAACGUUGGAGAUGCUCGAUAACCAACUCUACGGCCUCGCGAUGCGUUUACCGGAUUACGGUGCCUCCCUCCUCCGACGUCCGCCUCAGAUGAGUGGUGUUUUGUUUUUUGCGCAUAUGGUCGUGAAUACGACGACGCUCUACCUCCACUCCCGAUUUGCGGCAAACUCCUUACCGUUUUUGGUACAGAGCCCGCAUUGUGGAAAGUGUACCCACAUCCCGGAUUUGAUGCACUACAACUCCUCAACGAUUCAAUCCAUCAACCGCUGUUUUACAGCCGCUCACUCACUCGCGCGGCUUGUCCGUUGUUCACCGCUUGAGAUGAGUCAACAUACUCCCUUCCUUAUGUGCGGUUUCUCGCUCUCAUGCCUCGUUGACGCAUCCGCUGCCGCAGUCGGUUGGGAAAAGGAAAAGGCCAUGGCGGGCUUGUCGGUCGGUAUCGGUGGUUUGAGGUCAUUUACGAAGGUUUGGGCGGGAGCGGUGGGGUUGGUAGACAGCGUCGAAAACGCGAUCAAUAAUCUGAGGAUCUUGGAGGGGGUUGGGGAGGGUGUUAGGAACGUUACUGCGGCCGAUUUUGGCAUCAAGGGCGAUGGGCCGGCAGGUGAGAUUGUUGAGGCGGGAAUCGUGGAGCAGGAGAUGGCUAUGUGAGUGAGAUAUGAAGCACGAGGGUUGAGGUGGGGCAUUC